UGUACCGGUGACAGUAAGAAUGUUAAGACACUGACUUUACCGUCAAAAGAAAUUUGUUUGCCACUGUUUGUUGUUAUUUUCUGUCAUCUCGAGCUAACUCUCACAAGCAGCCAUCACAUUCGAUCGAGCGGGACAGAUUGAAGAGAACAGGACUAUCUCUAGGUGGUGAUGGGUUCUAUGUUCCGUAGUGAGGAGGUAUGCCUGGUGCAGCUCUUCCUCCAGUCUGGUUCGGCCUAUAACUGUGUCAGUGAACUGGGAGAACUGGGCCUGGUCGAGUUCAGAGACUUGAACCCCAAUGUCAACUCCUUCCAGAGGAAGUUUGUGGGGGAGGUGAGACGAUGUCAGGAACUGGAGAAAACCUUCACGUUCCUGGAGCAGGAGCUCAAUAGGUCCCUGUUGCCCCCCUUCCAUGGCCCGACCCCCUGCCCGACCCCCUCGGCCCCCCAGCCCAGAGAGUUGCUCACCAUUGAGGAGGAGAGUGAGAGGCUGGCCAGGGAGCUCAAAGAGGUGUCCAGGAACAGAGACGGUCUCAGAGCCCAGCUGAUCCAGCUCAGCCAGUACAAAGGAGUUCUCACCCAGACCCACUCCCUCACCGCCUCACAGGCUCCACCUCCUCUACGUGAAACAGUAGGCAUAUUGGAGCCUAACCGACAGGAUGUCCACCUCCGUUUUGUGGCUGGUGUGGUCCACCCCUGGAAAGUCCCAUCAUUUGAGCGGUUGCUAUGGCGAGCAUGCCGCGGUUACAUCGUCGUGGACUUCAGAGAGAUGGAGGAGCAGCUGGAGCAUCCUGACACGGGGGAGAUGGUGCAGUGGACAGUGUUCCUCAUAUCCUACUGGGGAGAUCAGAUCGGACAGAAGGUCAAGAAGAUCUGUGAUUGCUUCCACACGCAGGUGUUUGCAUAUCCUGACAGCCCCACGGAGAGAGAGGAGAUUCUCCAGGGACUGCAGGGCAGAAUUGAAGACAUCAAAUCAGUCCUCUUUCAGACAGAGCAGUUCCUCCAGCAGAUGUUGGUGCGUGCAGUAGCGGUGUUGCCCCAGUGGAAGGUACAGGUCCAGAAGUCUAAGGCAGUCCAGGCCGUACUGAACCUCUGCAGCCCCUCCGUCACCAACAAGUGUCUGAUCGCUGAAGCCUGGUGUCCCGUCAGCAAGCUGCCCGAGCUACAGAGCGCCCUGAGGGAAGGAGGGAAGAAGAGUGGCAGCGGGGUGGACUCGUUCUACAACCGCCUCCCCUGCUCCACGCCUCCUCCUACCCUGUUUCCCACCAACUCCUUCACUGCAGGCUUCCAGAACAUUGUAGACGCCUACGGAGUGGCCAGUUACCGCGAGGUCAACCCAGCGGUGUACACCAUCAUCACGUUCCCCUUCCUGUUUGCCGUGAUGUUUGGGGAUGUGGGUCACGGUCUGCUGAUGUCCCUGGCUGCCCUCUGGAUGGUUCUGGAGGAGAAGGACCCCAAACUCAGGAACAACACUAAUGAGAUCUGGCGGAUGAUGUUUGGAGGACGUUAUCUGAUCCUGUUGAUGGGACUGUUCUCUGUCUACACUGGGGCCAUCUACAACGAGUGUUUUAGCAGAGGACUCAGCCCCUUCAGCUCCGGCUGGCAUGUAGGACCCAUGUUUGAGAACGGAGAGUGGAAUCCAACAACUGUUAAAGACAACAACUUCCUGUCCCUGGACCCUAACAUCACUGGGGUUUUUACUGGACCCUAUCCCUUUGGCAUCGACCCAGUCUGGGGUAUGUCCAACAACCACCUGACGUUCCUCAACUCCUACAAGAUGAAGAUGUCUGUCAUUAUCGGGGUCAUCCACAUGACCUUCGGAGUCUGUCUGGCCUUCUUCAACUACAUACACUUUAACCAGUUGAGCAGUGUGUUCCUGGUACUGAUCCCAGAGCUGUUCUUCAUGCUGUGUCUGUUUGGUUACCUGGUCUUCAUGGUCAUCUUCAAGUGGCUGGCCUUCGACACGACCCACUCUAACUCCGCCCCCAGCAUCCUCAUCCACUUCAUAGACAUGUUCCUAUUCGCUGAGAACAAGGACAACCCGCCCCUCUACGGAGGACAGGUGGUGGUGCAGAAGGUUCUGGUGGUACUGGCACUGUGUUCUGUUCCAGUCCUGCUGCUGGGGAAACCCAUCCAUCAAUACAUCACACACAAGAGGAAGCACCGGCACAUGGCAGGAGACAGACGACCUCUGUUGGCUGAGAACAAUUCCAUCAAUGCUCAUCAGGGAGAGGUGGGGAGUCACAGAGAGGAGGAGGUGGAUUUUGACGCUGCUGAUGCGUUCAUGCACCAGGCCAUCCACACCAUAGAGUACUGUCUAGGCUGCAUCUCCAACACAGCCUCCUACCUACGACUGUGGGCCCUCAGCCUUGCACACGCACAGCUUUCGGAGGUGCUCUGGGUGAUGGUGCUGCAUAACGCCCUGACCUGGCAAGGCAACAUGGGAUCUGUGAUCCUGUUUCUAUUCUUCCUCGCCUUCGCGGUGCUGACAGUCUCGGUCCUGCUGGUCAUGGAGGGCCUGUCUGCCUUCCUGCAUGCCCUGCGUCUGCACUGGGUGGAGUUCCAGAAUAAAUUCUACAGUGGAACUGGCUACAAGCUGAAUCCUUUCUCCUUCUCUUCCAUAAUCCACGCCUCGUCCGCUCUGUGAUCAUUUAAACGAUCAAUGAAUUAUGAUUGCCAAAUGGUUAUAUUAACUUGCUCUGCACCUAUUACACUGCACACAUUUCAGAAUGAUUGCUGUCUUUUUUUGUAUGCUUGGUGUUUUGUAAAAUGUGUUCAAUGUACAAGAAUGCAUUUAGGCCUUUGCACUAUGGUAUGGAGUGUUUAUGUGCCUAUUUCAGCAUGCAUGCUGUGUCAUCAAAAUCAGAUUUUCUUUCUUGUUCCUUCUUUGCACUGAUCAUGGGGUGGGUCUGUAAAUUCACUCUGGCUGUCUACUCUGAUUUCAGGAAUUUACGAACACGCAACACCCGUUGAAUAAGUAACAUGCUGUGUCAUCAAAAUCAGAUUUUCUUUCUUGUUCCUUCUUUGCACUGAUCAUGGGGUGGGUCUGUAAAUUCACUCUGGCUGUCUACUCUGAUUUCAGGAAUUUACGAACACGCAACACCCGUUGAAUAUGACUGGUGUCUGCAAAAAAUAUAUAAAUAAUUGUUGCCAGCAGCACAGUUAGUCACCAAUGCCCUAGAUAACACGGAAAUAGUCUAACCAGCUCUGCUAGGGUGAAUAAAAUAGUCAGUGAGGUGUUUGUUCUCUCAUUUGUGUCUGGAUGUAGCUAGCAAGCUAGCCAACUUUAGCCAGUUAGCUCGGGUGCUUGACUGCCAUUGUGAGGUCAGAACGCUCGGAUAAACCCUACUCCUCCAGUGUGCGCUCUGAACACCCCGAGAGCAAAAAGCUCUGAAUUCACGAAAGGGCAAUCUAACAACGCUCUGAAUUUAUGAAAGCCCAGAGCGCACUCCAGAGUGAAUUUACGAACACACCCCAUGUGUCCCAACUUCCAGUAAUGUACCCUUAGAUAAUAUGUUGUUUAAAUAAUAUAUUAACAGUAAUACAUUCACAGCCUCCCUGUUUAUCGUUCAAAGCAUUAUUUGAAAAUGAAUAACUCAGGAAAUGGGUGCUAUUGACUUUCCCACAUGACCGUGAUCUCAAAGUCAGUAAAGAUAAGGCACACACCAAUUGUCUUAACUCAUCUGUUGUGGUCUUGAAGAGAGUCCACAUAGACAUGAUUUUGCUAUGAUGGUGUAGUAUUAUCUAAAAUAAGGUCGCACGACAACGAGGUUCUAGCUCCAGCAUGUUUACUAACCUAACCCUCGCAUGUCAUACGUAGGUACGGAUAUCCCCAAGGGACAUCCUACGACAGAUGGUAACAUGAACAACCCUUUAUGGUACUCAACACCUCUUUCUUAUGUCAUAUUUGAACACGGUUAAUAAUUAUGGAAAGGGAAACUUGUAAACUCAUGUGUCAUUCACAUUCUGUUUGAUCUGAACAGAGAACCAUCUGAAUGAAGAUCAUUGUUUUGCCAAUGUUCUGCCGCAUUCUCUGUAUGAUGGUUCACAUCGUACUGUCUGUCUCUUUGCACUAUCACUGUGUUAAACUCUAGGGCUGAAAUUAAAUUAAAGCCAGUUUCUUCCAGA
Salvelinus namaycush (lake trout) is the source of this 4124-nucleotide messenger RNA. Its product is annotated as V-type proton ATPase 116 kDa subunit a3-like. The transcript is spliced from 20 exons. The record is from RefSeq and is a predicted model, not a curated record. Gene Ontology annotation, biological process: proton transmembrane transport; vacuolar acidification. Gene Ontology annotation, cellular component: vacuolar proton-transporting V-type ATPase complex; plasma membrane; vacuolar proton-transporting V-type ATPase, V0 domain. NCBI's taxonomy places the organism in Eukaryota, Metazoa, Chordata, Actinopteri, Salmoniformes, Salmonidae. Gene Ontology annotation, molecular function: proton-transporting ATPase activity, rotational mechanism; ATPase binding. Bases 169 to 2643 code for a protein of 824 amino acids.